Octopus sinensis (East Asian common octopus) is the source of this 1086-nucleotide messenger RNA. RefSeq lists its product as uncharacterized. The record is from RefSeq and is a predicted model, not a curated record. The transcript is spliced from 6 exons. Lineage: Eukaryota; Metazoa; Mollusca; Cephalopoda; Octopoda; Octopodidae. The annotation marks the transcript as partial.
GUGAAGGUCCAGUGUGGUGUGGUCACUGUAUAUGCUUCAUUUCACAACAGUUAUCCCAAUGAAGCCGACUACGACUACAAGGCUUUGGCAACUGAUGAUCAGCCGGGGAAAUUAUUUCUUGCAGAAGAAUCAGAACUUAAUAAACUUGCCCUUACUGUCCUUUCAAAAACUCGAUUUGAUCUCAAAUCCUCAGCUUGUAACAAUCCUUCCUAUGACAUCAACAUCAACCCAACAGCUCCGACCGUUGUGGAACACACCUCAGUUACUCAAUAUGGCCAUUCCAAAAACUACCGAGACAAACAGCAAGUCCUGCAGGUCACCAACACGACAAAGUCCACCUUGGGUACAACAGUUGUGGUGAAGGUCCAGUGUGGUGUGGUCACCGUGUAUGGGUCAUUUAACAACAGUUAUCCAAAUGAAGCCGACUACGACUACAAGAUUUCGGCAACUGACUAUCAGCCGGGCAAAUUAUUUCUUGUACAAGAAUCAGAACUUGAUAAGCUUUUCCUUACUGUAUUUUCCAAGAAACGAUUUGAUCUCAAUUCCUCAGCUUGUAACAAUCCUUCCUACAACGUCAGCAUCAACCCAACGGCAUCCAGAGUUGAAGCGGCUUGCCUUGUCAAACAUGUCCACAGCCCAUGUACUGCAAAACAACUCGACUCUGCAUGUUACAACGCGACACCUGUUGUUGGUGAAAUCAGCCAGUUGCUUAAUAACAGUAUUCUCAAGAAUGGAAAAAUACAAGAACACGUUUUGGAAAUCACCAACAGUACAGAUUCCUCCGGAAGUGCGAUUCUGGUGAGUGUCCGGUGUGCCGAGGUCACCGUGUACGGUGCCUUUAACAACCGUUAUCCUACUGAAGAUGACUAUGACUAUAAAACUUAUGCAAAAGAUGGAUCUCCAGGUAAAAUAACUCUCGAGAGAGAAUCACAAACUGAUAACCUUACUCUGACCGUCUUAUCUAAGAAACAACAAGGCCUCAACUCAUCAACUUGUGACCAUCCCUCCUACACAGUCAUCAUUGAGCCAAAAGGUAAGCAAAUGGUUUCCCAUUCAAAUGUUAUUCUAUAUCUUGUAGUCAUAUAA